UUUCUUUUUUUUUUCUUUUUGCUCCAGCUUGGUUUCUUUGUAUCUACUCCUUGCAGUAAGAAUGUUUUGAUUUUAUCCAUACUGUUGGUAACAUGUACGUUUGGUGCAUCACUUCUCGGUCUUGUUCUCAAUCCCAGCUGAACCGUUCGCUUCACUUCCUGGAAGACAGGAGUCCUCAGCACCCGUUCUUCAUGAUGCUGGCGCCUCCAGCUCCUCAUUCCCCGUGGACGGCAGCGCCUCAGAACCUGGACAAGUUCAACAACGUUCAGGCACCUCGAGACGGCAGCUUUAACAAACCUGGGAAGGACAAACACUGGCUGCUGCGUCAGCCUGUUAACCCCAUGCCCAACAGCUCCAUCAACUUCCUGGAUAACGCAUACAGGAGAAGGUAGAAACACCAUUUCUUUUUAUCUC
Messenger RNA from Austrofundulus limnaeus, 414 nucleotides. RefSeq names its product N-acetylglucosamine-6-sulfatase. Gene Ontology annotation, molecular function: N-acetylglucosamine-6-sulfatase activity; glycosaminoglycan binding. The record is from RefSeq and is a predicted model, not a curated record. NCBI's taxonomy places the organism in Eukaryota, Metazoa, Chordata, Actinopteri, Cyprinodontiformes, Rivulidae. The transcript is spliced from 2 exons. Bases 93 to 392 code for a protein of 99 amino acids.